Messenger RNA from Drosophila mauritiana, 1461 nucleotides. RefSeq names its product pancreatic triacylglycerol lipase. The record is from RefSeq and is a predicted model, not a curated record. Gene Ontology annotation, biological process: lipid metabolic process. Gene Ontology annotation, molecular function: lipase activity. The transcript has 3 exons. Lineage: Eukaryota; Metazoa; Arthropoda; Insecta; Diptera; Drosophilidae. The coding region runs from base 253 to 1422 and encodes 389 amino acids.
CAACACAACAGCCCCGCCAACAACGCGAGCUUCGACUACUUUCGUUCUCGUUUGACACCAAUUGGUAUUGGAGCCCACCAUUGGACACCACCAUGUGCCCCAGUGUGGGUGCUUACAUAUGUAUGCCACUGGCUCAAUCAGUUACCAAUAGAAAGAUCGCCGGCUGCGAUACCCGCUCCACUUAAAUAGCAACCGCUCUCGUUGCCCGGAACCCAGUUGACACACGGCAUUAGAAGUACGAGUAUACGGGACAUGAAGUCGACAGUUUGGCUCCCAUUGCUGACCCUAAUUUGGCGGAGUGCCAGUGCCAACCCGAUAUUGGGGCUUUUCGAUCCAGCCUGCCAAGUUGUUAGGGGAGAAUGUCCAAAUAAAAACAUAUCCUUCUGGCUGUACUCGAAUUCCACCCGGGAAAACCCUAUUCUUCUGGAUCCCCUCGACCUCAAUCCGUGGAACUUCCAACCGCCACGUCCUCUAAAGAUACUCAUCCAUGGCUACACAGGUGACCGUGACUUUGCUCCCAACUCCUACAUCCGUCCCGUGCUCCUCGAUCACGAAGAUGUCUACGUGAUCUCCAUCGACUAUGGACCACUUGUGCGAUAUCCCUGCUACAUCCAGGCAGUUCAGAAUCUUCCCCUAGUGAGUCGAUGCUUGGCGCAGUUGAUCAACAAUCUGGUCGAUCGAGCAAUCGUGGCAAAUGACCAAAUCCACUUGAUAGGCUUCAGUUUGGGUGGUCAGGUGGCGGGGCAGACGGCCAACUAUGUGAAGAGAAAGAUGAAAAGGAUCACUGGUCUGAAUCCUGCGAAGCCCCUCUUCAUCUUGGGACCAGAUUCGAGAAGAUUGGAUAAAGGAGAUGCCGAUUUUGUAGACGUCAUCCACACAGAUGUUUUCGGUCGCGGAUAUCUGCGCGCCGCUGGUCAUGUGGACUUCUACCCAAACUUUGGAGCCAAACAACCUGGCUGCAUGGAGGAGAACAUGCAAGAUCCAAGUAGCUGCAAUCACGAGAGGGCUCCUCUCUUUUACGCCGAGUCCAUCAAUAGCACUGUGGGCUUCUGGGCACGGCAGUGUUCCGGUUGGUUGCUCCAACUCCUUGCACUGUGUCCCACAACAGGAGAUCAAACUCUAAUGGGCUACCACGUCUCGGAUGAGUUGAGGGGCUCGUACUUCCUGCAGACCGCAAGUAAACCAGCCUAUGCCCUAGGAAAAAUGCAGGAUGUGGACAAUAGGCAGACCCUGGCCAAGUUCCAUUUGAAUUUCGAUCACAACGAAAUCGACGAUGACUACGAACCACAGUUGUUGGAGGCGUUCCUCGAGUUGGAGGCGGUGAAAGUGGUGGUCAAAAUGGAUGAAAGCGAUUUGGAUAAGCAGUUAAACUGGAUCGAUCGGGAGGAAGAUGAACCUUUAUCGAGAAAUUUAAUUAAAUAAUUGAUAGAUAGAGUUUAAUUAAUUCAAUAUUUAAUAUAU